Messenger RNA from Prosopis cineraria, 2397 nucleotides. RefSeq names its product DYRK-family kinase pom1-like. Gene Ontology annotation, molecular function: protein tyrosine kinase activity; protein serine/threonine kinase activity; ATP binding. The transcript is spliced from 7 exons. Gene Ontology annotation, biological process: peptidyl-serine phosphorylation; peptidyl-threonine phosphorylation. Gene Ontology annotation, cellular component: cytoplasm. The coding region runs from base 241 to 2202 and encodes 653 amino acids. The record is from RefSeq and is a predicted model, not a curated record. NCBI's taxonomy places the organism in Eukaryota, Viridiplantae, Streptophyta, Magnoliopsida, Fabales, Fabaceae.
AGCGUCUUCCUUUCUCUGUUGAGAGUUGGUAAGACAUACGCACUCUCCUCCCUCAGCUUAUGUUUCACAGAAAACUUGAGAGAGAGACUCCUACACAGACGUUCAAUCCACCAAGCAUGCACCUCUUAAUCCCCUCUUCAUAUUACAAUUUUACCCCCUCCUCCUCCUCGUUCUCUGUUUCGCAUGUUCUCACCCAUCCGCCUCGCUCACCUUUCUCCCCACCUGUGAGCUCGCCUGUUUAUGGCUAUCUCCGAUGUCGACGCCGUCAUCGAGUUCUUGAGGAUCAAUGGAUUCUCAGAGGCUGAGUUUGCCCUCAAGCAGGACGUAGUCGAGAAAGCUGAUCUGAGAUCCUUUGACUACGAGAAAUUCUUCUUCCCUAUGGUUCCUCCGCUGCCGCCGGUCAGGGUCCGGUCGUUUAACCGGCUGUCCCCCACUGAUUGCUCCUCGGAAGAUGAGUUUGUGAGCUUGAGUUCUUCUACUUCUGAUGUUUGUUCUUCUGAAUUCGUCAAUCCAUAUGGAAUCCGUUCCUCAUCUCGGAAUGAUUCUGAAUCUUCAUCUGAUAGACAAUCUCAAUUUGGAACGGCACGAGAUCACCAUGAAUUCGAUAUGCAAAAUGAAUCGUAUUGGUGUAACGAGAAAGAUGAUGACAAUUUCAUGACUCCUAGCUUUGAAGGGCCAGAUUUUUUUGGCUCUCCGACUGAGGACAAGUUCAUAACCACAUCAGAAAUGGACAAUCAACACGCGAAUCUUCUGAGUCUUAGUUACAUCUCUGAAGGACUUCAAUCAGAGCAAAAUGGUGAUUGUAUAGACAAGACUUGCCUUCCUAAUAAUCUCUUUGAAAGGGAUCGAAGUGUUUCCUAUUCUAAAGACCAUUGUAGCGUGGGUGAGGAAGAUCAGCUUGAAUCAGGAUUAUUGGAAAAGGAUAUUCAUCUGAAUGCUAUGAACCAAACGUUUGACUUUUACAUAGGCAAUAAAGAUGCUUGGAAGGGGAACAAAGAUUCUUAUGACCUGACAAUCGAAGUUGCUGAAAUUAACAGCUUGGAAGCUCGAGACGAUAGAGUUUUAACUGAAGAAUAUCUCGAAUCAGAUGGUGCUGCAGAUGAAGCGGAUAUCACUGAUGAUGAACUGAUCAAAUACAUUCCUGAGGAUGACUAUGAAGUAUUUGAGCUAAGAAUUAUUCAUAGAAAAAACAGGACUGGAUUUGAAGAAAGCAAGGAUCUUCCCAUUGUACUGAAUACAGUCAUAGCUGGCAGAUACUACAUUACAGCUUAUCUUGGUUCAGCAGCCUUCAGUAAUGUUGUUCAGGCACAUGAUCUUCACAUGGGAGUAGAUGUUUGCUUGAAGAUCAUAAAAAAUGAUAAAGACUUCUUUGAUCAAAGCUUAGAUGAAAUCAAACUUCUUAAACUUAUCAAUAAGCACGACCCAGCUGAUCGAUUCCAUGUACUGCGUCUUUAUGACUACUUCUAUCACCAGGAACAUCUGUUCAUUGUUACUGAGCUUCUGCGAGCAAACUUAUAUGAAUUUCAGAAAUUCAACCAAGAAUCUGGUGAUGAAGCAUAUUUUACAAUGAGCAGGUUGCAGUACAUUACUCACCAGUGCUUGGAGGCAUUGCAAUACUUGCAUAACUUGGGAAUCAUUCACUGUGACCUGAAGCCAGAAAAUAUUCUGAUAAAAAGUUACAGAAGAUGUGAGAUCAAGGUCAUUGAUCUGGGAAGCAGUUGCUUUCACGCUGACAACUUGUGUCUAUACGUGCAAUCACGAUCCUACAGGGCUCCUGAAGUGAUGCUAGGCCUCCAAUAUGAUGAAAAGAUUGAUAUAUGGUCCCUUGGCUGCAUCUUAGCUGAACUUUGCUCUGGUGAAGUUCUCUUUCCAAACGACGCAGUUGUCAUGAUUCUAGCACGAAUGAUUGGAAUGCUUGGUCCUAUUGAUCUUGAGAUGUUGGUCAAAGGACAGGAAACUCACAAGUACUUCACCAAGGAAUUUGAUAUUUAUUAUGUCAAUGAGGAGACAGAUAAAGUUGAGCAUAUAAUUCCAGAAGAGUCAUCAUUGGAGCAGCACUUGCAGGUUACAGAUGCUUUGUUCAUAGACUUUGUAAGAUACUUGCUUAGCAUAAACCCUAAAACAAGACCUACUGCAGCACAGGCGUUAAGACACCCAUGGCUUUCCUAUGCCUAUAAGUCCAAGGACAAGAAUGUUCAUUAACUUAAUUCUGAUGGAGUUGCAUUUAUUAGAGCUUGCAAUCACAAUUUUGGCUUUUGUUUUGUAUUCAACAGCAACUGGAUUCACUUUUUCCAGUUGCAUGCUUGUUCUUGUUCUUCUUGUUGAUAUCAACAUUGUGUUCUUUUGCACAGAAGUUAUGCAUAUCAUGCCUUGCAUGGAGGUGAGGUUUGAGCAUCA